Molecule: messenger RNA, 3080 nt
Organism: Cannabis sativa
Lineage: Eukaryota; Viridiplantae; Streptophyta; Magnoliopsida; Rosales; Cannabaceae
Product: E3 ubiquitin-protein ligase BRE1-like 2
Exons: 20
Coding region: 113-2704 (863 amino acids)
Cellular component (GO): HULC complex; nucleus
Molecular function (GO): ubiquitin protein ligase activity
Source: RefSeq, a predicted model, not a curated record
AAAAACGUUUCUAAUUAAUGCAAACGAGAAGAAAAGAAAAGAAAAAGACCAAAAUCAACUGAUGCUAUUGCUCAUACACUUCGAUUAGUCUACAAGGAAGAAGAGUCAGAUAAUGGAGGGUAAUGGGAUUAAUAAGGAUAUUUUCUCUCAAAAUCAUGAACCGCUUCAGGUUGAUGCAGAAGCUCUUCAUUACCAAAAUCAGAAACUCCAUCAGCAGAUAGAGAAACAAAAGCAAGAGUUGCAUGAUCUUGAAGAAAAAAUAAAAAAAUCACAAGAAAAGCAAGGUUCUUAUGAUGACAUGUUGAUUGCAGUGAAUCAACUAUGGAAUCAGCUGGUUGAUGAUUUAAUCCUUCUCGGAGCAUGCGUUGGUGGAGAUCAAAAUGCUUUACAGACCUUGGAUUGUGUUGAUAUUUCUAGAGGUUCAAUUCCAUCAGGUCCUGUGGAGGAGAUGUUUCUGUGUAGGCUCUUGCAAAAAGAUUCCAUUGAAGCUAAUGACAAUGAUGGUAUUAUAAAAUAUAUUGAAGAAGCCCUUUCUUUUCGCCAUGCGUCUACUCGGGCAUUGUUGACACGCGUGGAAGGUAGUGUUAACGCUCAAAUGGCGAAAACUGAGAGCUUAUAUCAGGCUCUAGGAGGAGUUUUAUUUCCAAAAGAUGCCAUCAGUGUGCUAUCUAAGAUUGAUGAUAUGAUGAAAGAGGAGGCUAAUAAUUUGCGUUCCGUGAUUGAUGCUCUUCAUUCAAAGCAUAAAGUAUACAUAGAACAGAUUGCAACUUAUAAAAGCAAUCAAUCGACUGAUCAAUCUGAAAUUAAACGUCUCGCAGGUGAGCUUGAUGAUACUAUGGCUGAACUUGAAGAAAGUAGAAGAAAAUUAAUUAAUCUGAAAAUGCAAAAGGAUGCUGCAUCUGGGAUUCCUAUUCUUCCUUCAGGAGCAGUAAAUGGACACUUGUCACCUGAGAAGUCUGCCGAGAGGACAAUAAGUUUGCGUGAUUUGAAGAUUUCGAUUGAGGAAACAAAGAUGCUAGCAACAAACCGUCUUUUUGAGCUUACUGAAGCACAGGACGAAAAUCUAACAUUGUCAAAACAGGUGGAGGCUCUCCAGAGUGAAUUGAAGGAUGACAAAUACAUACAUUCAUCUCGACUUUAUACUUUGUUAAAUGAUCAACUCCAACAUUGGAAUGCUGAAGUUGAGCGAUACAGAGCUAUGAUUGAUGCUUUGCAGGUUGACAGGUCUCUUGUCAUCAGAAGGGAUAAGGAGCUGAAUGCUAAAGUAGAAUCAGCAGAUGCAGCGAGGAAUGCUGUUGAGAUUGCUGAUUCCAGAACUGAAGAACUUGAGCUCCAGCUACAGAAGAGUAUUAAUGAAAAGAAUGAUCUUGAAGUUAAAAUGGAAGAAACUAUCCAGGAUUUAGGUAGAAAAGAUAUCAAAGCAGAGUUCCAUGUCAUGGCCUCAGCUUUGUCCAGGGAAAUGAAAAUGAUGGAAGUUCAGUUGAAACGAUGGCAGGAGACAGCUGAUGAAACACUUUCUCUACGUGAGAAAGCCCAAUCUUUGAAACUUUUGCUCAGUAAGAAGACAAUUGAACAAAAGAGUUUAGCAGAAAAAUGUGCUGAACAAGUGAUAGAGGUGAAGGAUCUGAAGGAAAUGAUUGAGGAGUUGCAGAAGGAGCAACAAGAGGUGCAACUUUUCUUGGACAUGUAUGGACAGGAAAGUAAUGACAACAGUGACCUGAUGGAGAUCAAAGAAUCAGAACGUAGGGCUCACGCUCAAGCUGAAGUACUGAAAAAUGCUUUGGAUGAACAUAGUUUAGAGUUGAGAGUGAAAGCUGCCUAUGAAGCUGCAGCUGCUUGUCAAUUAAGGCUGUCAGCUGCUGAAGCUGAGCUAACUGACUUGCGUGCCAAACUGGAUUCUUCAGAGAGGGAUGUUCUGGAGCUUGAAGAGGCCAUUAAAAUUAAAGAUGCUGAAGCAGAUGCUUAUAUAUCUGAAAUUGAGACCAUUGGCCAAGCAUAUGAAGACAUGCAGACGCAGCAUCAGCAUCUGUUGGAGCAAGUGGCCGAGAGGGAUGACUAUAACAUUAAGCUUGUUUCUGAAAGUGUGAAGACGAGACAAGCACAUAGUCUUUUACACUCUGAGAAACAGGCAUUGACUAAACAGCUUCAACAAAUGAAUACAUUAAUAGAGUCCUUGCGGACGAGAAUUGUUCAGGGUGAAGAGCAGGUCAAGGUUCUUCUGAGUGAAGCGAUUAAAGUUACUGAAGAAGAGAGACAUAUUAAAGUCAACCUAGAAACUGCCAAGUGGGAAUUAGCUGAUGCUGAGAAGGAGGCGAAAUGCUCUAAACUUACUCUGUCAUCUUCUGAAAAGGAAUAUGAACAACUUCUGCGGGAAAUCGACAGUGUCCAAAGUGAACUAGACAAUGAAAGAAACUCCCGGAAUCUCCUCCAGGAAGAGUUUGAGGAAUUGAAAGCUAGUGUUGAGGAGAUGAGUUCUGAAACAGGAGAGGCAGCAGUACAGAAACUUCAAGAGGAAAUCAAGUUUUGCAAGUCUAUCUUACAGUGUCUUGUAUGUCGUGAUAGGCCGAAGGAGGUUGUGAUUGUGAAGUGCUUUCAUCUGUUUUGCAAUCUUUGUAUCCAAAAGAAUUUGGAGAUUCGCCAUCGAAAGUGUCCUGCCUGUGGAACUGCAUUCGGUCAAAACGACAUUCGUUUUGUGAAAAUAUGAUCAUACCCUUGUCUUGUAGAUUAAGGCGGGGUUGACUGCAGUUUAGUUUCAUAUUUCCUAGCCAACUGCUUCGGAGACUCUGCAUAUCUGUGUUGGUAUUUAUCUAAAUAAAUUUAGAGAAUUGCUAAGGGACACCCGAUGACGGUGUGCCAUGUCAUAGCAUUUUGGGACACCAUAGGGUGUCUUGUAGCAAUGCUCAAAAAUUUAUUUUGUUUUCUUGGUUUGUGGUAAUUUUCUAGGAGAAAAAGGCUGGUGUUUUUCACAACCAAAACAUCAUUUUGCUUCCUUACUAUAAUACACAAUCAUCUAAGAGAAUUCUCUUAUAGGUGAAAUUGCCCACCUAACUUCAAAUAAAUGAACUCAGGAUUUUGUCCAA